GGGGGAGGGCACUGCUGUCGCUCCGGCCGGCUGCCAAUACCAUCACUUCAUCAAGAUGAGUAAUAGUCACCCACUCCGUCCUUACACAGCUGUGGGGGAAAUUGACCAUGUUCACAUUUUGUCAGAGAAUGUUGGCGCUCUGAUGAAUGGGGAGGAGUAUAGUGAUGUUACCUUUAUUGUAGAAAAGAAACGUUUUCCUGCACAUAGAGUGAUUCUGGCUGCUAGAUGCCAUUAUUUCAGAGCAUUAUUAUAUGGUGGAAUGAGAGAAUCUCAGCCUGAAGCAGAAAUCCCUCUUCAGGAUACCACUGCAGAAGCAUUUACAAUGCUGCUGAAAUAUAUAUACACAGGCCGUGCUACAUUAAGAGAUGAGAAGGAAGAGGUACUCCUGGAUUUCCUGAGCCUGGCUCACAAAUAUGGAUUCCCAGAAUUGGAGGAUUCCACCUCUGAGUAUCUUUGCACCAUACUUAAUAUUCAGAAUGUUUGUAUGACCUUUGAUGUUGCGAGUCUCUACUCACUCCCUAAACUGACUUGUAUGUGCUGUAUGUUUAUGGAUAGAAAUGCUCAAGAGGUGCUCUCCAGUGAAGGCUUUCUGUCACUUUCUAAGGCUGCUCUUCUAAAUGUUGUGCUGAGGGAUUCAUUUGCAGCACCUGAGAAGGAUAUUUUCCAGGCUUUGAUGAACUGGUGUAAACAUAACCCCAAGGAGAAUCAUGCUGAAAUCAUGCAGGCAGUACGCUUACCCCUGAUGAGUCUGACAGAACUACUAAAUGUUGUAAGACCUUCUGGAUUGCUGUCGCCUGAUGCCAUUCUGGAUGCCAUUAAAGUUCGUUCUGAAAGUCGGGACAUGGACCUCAACUACAGGGGCAUGCUAAUACCAGGUGAGAACAUUGCAACUAUGAAAUAUGGAGCGCAGGUUGUAAAAGGGGAGCUGAAGUCUGCUUUGCUAGAUGGGGACACACAGAAUUACGACUUGGAUCAUGGUUUUUCCCGACACCCGAUUGAUGAUGACUGCCGUUCUGGCAUUGAAAUUAAACUAGGUCAGCCAUCGAUAAUCAACCACAUACGAAUACUACUCUGGGACAGAGAUAGCCGGUCUUAUUCCUACUACAUUGAGGUGUCCAUGGACGAGUUAGACUGGAUCCGCGUGAUCGAUCACUCUAAAUAUCUUUGUCGGUCCUGGCAGAAGCUGUAUUUUCCUGCCCGUGUCUGCAGGUACAUCCGAAUAGUUGGCACCCACAACACAGUGAACAAAGUUUUCCAUAUUGUGGCAUUUGAAUGCAUGUUUACCAACAAAACCUUCACUCUUGAGAAAGGUCUUAUAGUUCCCACUGAAAAUGUUGCAACAAUUGCAGACUGUGCCAGUGUGAUUGAGGGUGUAAGUCGAAGUCGCAAUGCCUUGUUGAAUGGAGAUACAAAGAAUUAUGACUGGGAUUCCGGGUACACGUGUCAUCAGCUAGGCAGUGGUGCUAUUGUGGUACAGCUAGCACAGCCAUUCAUGAUUGGAUCAAUACGGUUACUUCUCUGGGACUGCGAUGAUCGGAGCUAUAGUUACUACAUUGAGGUUUCCACUAAUCAGCAGCAAUGGACUAUGGUGGCUGAUCGAACAAAAGUUUCCUGCAAAUCUUGGCAAGCAAUAACUUUUGACAGACAACCUGCAUCCUUCAUCAGAAUAGUUGGAACUCACAACACAGCUAAUGAGGUGUUUCACUGUGUGCAUUUUGAGUGUCCAGCACAAAACAAUGCCCACAAGGAAGAGGGUAAUGAGGAAGUGGUGACAACAGAACUGGGCACUGGCACACAACAGAUUGUUUCUCGCCCAGUUCGAGCCUCAAGCACCAGUUCUCUGCACUCCCUCACUGGAUCCACCUCACGUACACAUGCUCACCAACCAUAA
This is a messenger RNA of Emys orbicularis (European pond turtle), 1891 nucleotides long. RefSeq names its product BTB domain containing 9 (gene BTBD9). Gene Ontology annotation, molecular function: protein binding. The coding region runs from base 56 to 1891 and encodes 611 amino acids. The transcript has 11 exons. Gene Ontology annotation, biological process: circadian behavior; adult locomotory behavior; modulation of chemical synaptic transmission. Gene Ontology annotation, cellular component: cytoplasm. NCBI's taxonomy places the organism in Eukaryota, Metazoa, Chordata, Testudines, Emydidae. The record is from RefSeq and is a predicted model, not a curated record.